GAACAACUCACUCAGAAACCAAAUUGAAAAUGCUGCUAAAAUUGACAUUAAUUCUCUUCAGUUUAAUCUUCAUGUUUCUCCCUGGUAAAUUUGUCUAUUCGUGUAUCUACAAAGCAGUGGGUGAUGAAGCUGUAAUUCCAUUUGAUGGUGCAAGACUGUCAGCGUACAACGAACUAAGAUGGACACAUAAUCAAAUGAGAGUUUAUUUUAAAAAAGGCUCACAAGUUAGGCUCAGUGAGCUCAACGUUGAUGAAUAUGGAUCCCUGAUACUGGAGAAUGUACAGAAAGACAAAUCUGGGGAGUACAAGGGCAUCAUGUAUGGUGCAGACGGAAAAUUAAUAAAGGAAACCGUACAACAGCUCUGUGUACAAGAGCCAGUGCCUGAACCUACAGUUUUGGUUGAAUGUGUAGAAAAAGGAGUAAAUCUGACUUGUAGUGCAGUGAACAAUGAGUCAAUGGUUGUGUCCUGGAUGAAAAAUGGCAUAAAGGCAAAUGUGACACUUGCCGUUUUACACGUCAGCUCAUCUGAGCUCAAAUUUGGAGAUAAUUUCUCAUGUACAGUCAGCAACAGGAUAAGCCAGAAGUCAGCAAAAAAGUUCAGCCAGUGUGCCCUGACAAAGGUGGAAAUGAAAAUAUUUGGCAAAUGGUCAUUUAUCUAUGCUGAGUUCUAUGGAUAUGAGUCUAAGAAAUUAUUUGGCUUGGAUUUGUGGUUGAUGCUGGUGAUCCUGACAGGGGGAGGAAGUUUCCUCAUACUCUUCAUCAUCUGUCUAGUCUGUGUCUGCCGCUCCGGACGACGAAACAAGAGGAAAGCAAAAGAGGAAGAAGAGUACCGACUAGCAAAUCUAAUGCCAGACCAAACAAAUCAGCCUGAUGAGCAGUACAUGCAGCAAACCACAUCGCAGAGGGCUUCCAAAAGCCAGCGUCCUCUUCCACCCUUACCCAUCCCCCAUGACCCUUCUUAUUUCGGACCCACAUAAGACAACAACCUAGCCUUCAAGAGACAUUGAGACCAAUACCAAGACCAAUGCUAAAUGGAAUAUUGUUUAUUCCAUAUAUAGAAUUGAUGAUAUACACUUUUGGUCACAGAUGUUAAGUAAUAAUUUAAUAAUAAAAAUCAAGAAAUAAAAUAAUAUAUUUUUGUAUUGUAUGUAAAAGAUUUGGAUGCAUCCUUUAAUUUGGUUUUAUUUUUACUACUUUGAGCAAUUUAUAAUAAUUGUACAGUCAUCAAUAAAGCAGAACAAAUGGAAACAUGA
This is a messenger RNA of Labeo rohita (rohu), 1253 nucleotides long. RefSeq lists its product as uncharacterized. The record is from RefSeq and is a predicted model, not a curated record. Lineage: Eukaryota; Metazoa; Chordata; Actinopteri; Cypriniformes; Cyprinidae. The coding region runs from base 30 to 977 and encodes 315 amino acids. The transcript is spliced from 5 exons.